Closterium sp. NIES-67 is the source of this 1512-nucleotide messenger RNA. NCBI's taxonomy places the organism in Eukaryota, Viridiplantae, Streptophyta, Zygnematophyceae, Desmidiales, Closteriaceae. The record is from the annotation of a GenBank genome assembly.
AUAAUGAGGGGCAUGGGAGCUCCAGUGGCAGGGGGAGUACCAGAAUGGAGGGCACCUGCUGGUACUGCAAGAAGGUCGGGCAUCCUUGGUUCAAGUGCUUCAGCAGGCCGGAGGGAUGGGCACCUCCAGGCAUGAAGCCGCCAAGUGGUGAACGCGCACAAGGUGGCGCUGUGCAAGGCUCAGGUGCACAAGGUGAAGGUGCACAAGGUAACGCCUAUCCUGGGAUGUAUCUCAUGGUUGAGGAUGUGCAUGGGCAUGAGGGUGAUGUGGGAUCUGUGGGAAAGGUUGUGAUGCACCCUCUCACGCACUGGGUGAUUGAUUCGGGUUGCACCAGUCACAUGACUCCACGGGCAGAUUUGCUUGAUGAGGUAAAACCCCCUGGGAAGAUCAAGUAUGUGGCAGCAGCGUCAGGUGCUUUGCUCCCUGUCAUUGGUGUUGGGAAUGCCAAGGUUAAGGGAGCUAAUGGGGAGCUUGUGGGGCUUGGGAAUGUUCUGCUGGUUAAAGGCUUCACUACAGGACCAGCCAAGACCCCACUUGCACUUGUGCACAUGGAUGUGGUGGGGCCCACAAGAGCCCCUUCCCUCUCAGGCAGCCGCUAUUUCUUGACAAUUGUGGAUGACCACACUCGGGCAGUGUGGGUUUACCCUUUGAAGAGCAAGGGGGAGGUGGCAGCGGCUGUCCUUAAGGAGUGGAUGCCGAGAGCUCAGAGGGAAUGCGGACACAAGGUGAAGGUGAUCCGCAGUGACAAUGGUGGGGAGUUCAUUGGAGCUGAUUUUGAGGGGGAGUUGAAGAGGAAGGGGAUCCAGCAUCAACUGACAGUGCCCUACAACCCGCAGCAGAAUGGCGUGGCUGAGAGGUUCAACAGGACCCUGCAGGAGGGGGCACGCACUCUCCUUGGGCGUGCAGGGCUACCUGAUCCGUUUUGGGUGUCUGCACUGAGGCAGGUCGCCCUUGUGAAGAAUAGGGUGCUGGCUACAGUUGGGGAUAAGGAGUGGAUCCCAUAUACCAAGUGGUAUGGGAGUGCUCCAGCUGUGAAUAUGCUGAGGGCAUUUGGGUGCAUGGUAGUGUUUCAUGUGCCUAAGGAGAAAAGAGGGAAGUUGGAGGCUUCUGGAAGAUGGGGUGUGCACUUGGGGAUUGCAAAGGAUCACAAGGGAUGGCUGCUAUGGGACUUGACCACCCAGAAGCUGACAGUGUCAAGGGAUGUGAAGUUUCUUGAGUCCCUGUACUAUAAGGAAUGGAAGCAGCAGCAACAGAAGCUUCCAUCUACACCACUCAUUCUGGCCAAGAAUGCUUGUCUGCAUGGGCUGACAAAACACAUAAGGCCUAAGUGGCAUUGGGUGAGGAGAAUCCUUGAUAAGGAGGUGCGGCUGGAGAUAGUGAAGACCCAUCAGCAGGCAGCAGAUAUUUUCACUAAGCGUCUUGCGGAGGCGGAUCAUUGGAAGGGCAUGAAGCUUGCUGGGAUGAGUGUGCAUUGAGUAUGCAUGCUUGAGAUGUGGUAUGGUCGAUGAUGGU